AUGGUUCGAGUCCUGCGGGGCGUUCGAGAGACCGAGUCGGGCUUGCUGCAGCACCUUCAAGCCGCCUCGUGAGGUCAUGGCAACGCUGGAAAAUCUAAUUACACAUUCACUGUCGACGACCGGCAGGGUAUGAUCGCCGGCCACUUUUGGCCAGACCAUACCAGACUCGGCCAGCCUCACGUCUCCGUGCCCUUUCGGCGUACUUCACUCCUCCUCCCUCGGCCUCGUCGUAAGCGCAGACGCAGAUUUUCGCCCGUCCAGCCACGAGUUCGCCGAAUUGAGGCGUCAGCUGACGGCCAGCGAGGAGUGAAAGUGAACUACCCCUCGCGAAAGGUAUUCUCACUUCGGCUCGACGUCACGUAUCCGACCCAGCCGCCGCUUCGAGCUCGCCACGACUGGUCGCAGCAUCACACCCAACGCGAAUCGAACUCGGCUCGCGAUGCUGUCCAUGUUACCGCUACUCUUUUCAAUGGUAGCCUAGGCCCCACGAUGCCGUACAAUUUAGCCUCCCAACAACUGGACUGGGUUGCCGUUGGCAACACUUCCACCGUGACACGGUCGCCACCAUAG
Protopolystoma xenopodis is the source of this 570-nucleotide messenger RNA. NCBI's taxonomy places the organism in Eukaryota, Metazoa, Platyhelminthes, Monogenea, Polystomatidea, Polystomatidae. The record is from the annotation of a GenBank genome assembly.